Eleginops maclovinus (Patagonian blennie) is the source of this 3234-nucleotide messenger RNA. It is a transcript of the gene gpc2, whose product is annotated as glypican 2. The transcript has 11 exons. Gene Ontology annotation, biological process: smoothened signaling pathway; cell migration; regulation of protein localization to membrane. The record is from RefSeq and is a predicted model, not a curated record. The coding region runs from base 345 to 2105 and encodes 586 amino acids. NCBI's taxonomy places the organism in Eukaryota, Metazoa, Chordata, Actinopteri, Perciformes, Eleginopidae. Gene Ontology annotation, cellular component: cell surface; extracellular region; plasma membrane.
ACUUGACAGAGUGUGCUGGAUGAGGCUGAGCGACGGGAGUGCCCCAUUCACACUCCCUUUACAUUUACGUACAACAGAGGAUCUCCCAGGAAGGACUGUAAAUUAACUGGUCACGGUGCAUGGAGACAUAUGUGUGAUGAAAAAACCAGCCCGGAUGCAUCUGUUCACUGCACUUAUCGGGAAAACUAUGACUCUUUCAAACGACUAACGAUUUAGGAUACUGUUUUUACUUUUGCGUGCAUCCAAACCGGCCAUUCAUUCAUUUUUAAAAGGUGCUGCACCCGUCUGGUUUUAUAUAAAGCCGCCCUCUCUCCUGCUCUCUUUUUCUACGUCCUGCGGUGAAGAUGGAUACCCGCUCUUCUUCCUCCAGGUACCCGCUACUGGUGCUUCUCUGUGCGGUGUGUUCACUGUCGGGGAGCCGGAGUCCCGUGGCUGCUGCUGGGAGGAGCUGUGCCGACACCCGGCAGGUGUACGCGGAGAAGGGCUACAGCACAGGAACCGCUCCGGUGACUCAAAUCUCUGGUGAGCACCUGCGGCUCUGUCCUCAGGACUACACCUGCUGCUCCAGUCAGAUGGAGGAAACGCUGGCCCUGCAGAGCGAGAGGGACUUCCUAAAGGCCAUCGAGGAGAACAGCCAGUUCCUUUUGACUACUUUUACCCAGAGACACCGCAGGUUUGAUGAGUUCUUCAGAGAGCUCAUUGAGUUGUCAGAGAAGUCAAUGAACCAGAUGUUUACCAAGACCUACGGCCGGCUCUUCACCCAGAACGCACACGUGUUCCAGGAGCUGUUUGUGGAGCUGCGCAGAUAUUAUUCUGGAGGAAGUGUGAGUCUGUCAGACGUCCUCUCAGACUUCUGGUCCAGGCUAGUGGAGCGGGUCUUCUCUCUGGUUAACCCCCAGUAUCAGUUCAGUGAGGACUACCUGGAGUGUGUCAGUAAACACGCCGAACAGCUGCAACCAUUUGGGGAUGUGCCCCGCAGACUGCGUGUACAAGUGUCAAGGGCUUUCAUUGCAGCCCGAGCUUUAUCUCAGGGCUUGGCUACUGGUCGGGAUAUUGUUAACAAAGCAACAAAGUUGACUGCAGAAUCGGAGUGUGUGCGAGGCCUGAUGCGUCAGUGGUACUGCCCCUUGUGUCGGGGCAUGCCCUCGCUGCGGCCAUGCCACUCCCUGUGCCUUAACGUGAUGAAGGGCUGCUUAGCCAAUCAGGGCGACCUGGAAACCGAAUGGAACAAUUUCAUAGAUGCUCUGUACCAGGUUUCAGAGAAGUUGGAAGGUCCGUUCAACAUGGAGCUUGCCGCCGACUCCAUCUCUGUGAAAGUGUCGGAGGCCAUCAUGCACAUGCAGGAAAACAGCGUCACCAUCUCCACUCAGGUGUUUCAAGGUUGUGGAAGCCCCCGUCCAGCUCCAGGACGGUCCAAACGCUCCCCUAAAGAGUCAGGGGGAAACAGGAGGCCCUUCCGCACCUACACCCCCGAGGAGAAACCCACCACUGCUGCAGGCACCAACCUGGACCGACUGGUUACCGAGCUGAAGGAAAGACUGCGGCCUAUGCGUGGCUUCUGGGUGUCCCUCCCACACACCAUCUGCAACGAUGAGAGGAUGGCUGCCGACGUCACCAAUGAGGACCGCUGCUGGAACGGGCAGACCCGGGGGAGGUACCUACCGGAUGUGAUGGGCGACGGGUUGGCCAGCCAAAUCAACAACCCCGAGGUGGAGGUGGACAUUUCCCGGCCGGAUGUGAGGACCAGGCAGCUGAUCAUGGAGCUGAGGGUGGUGACCAACAAACUGAGAAACGCUCAGAGCGGAAAGGACAUGGACUUCAUGGACAGUGAGGAGGGCAGUGGCUCAGGAGGUGGAGAUCAGGGGGAAAGGUACAAUGACGAUUGGCCCGGCUAUGGGCCUUACUCCCCGCCCUAUAACCAACCCCCUCGCAGCCCCGCUUCAAACCCAGCAAAGCCACCUCGGGUCCGAGAAAGAAACGGGUCCAAAUGGAACAAAAACAACGGCCAAGGUCGGAUCAAAUCUGCAACCAGCCAGCUGUCUUUCUCCCUGGUUCCUUUGUUGUUGUUGCCUUGCAUGGUCACUGUUGCCCCCAUGUGGAGAUAGCUGGUGAAUACAGUCUGUAGGUGGAGGUUUAACGUCACACUGGAGUCUACAGCACAUUAUGAUGAAAGAAGUCAUUCCACUUUGUAAAACCAGCAGGAAAAAAUAAGACACAAUCAGGCUAAUUUAGCAAUAAUUAAAAACCUGUUAACAGCACAAAAACAAUGAAUAUCAUUCCUACUGCCCGAGCCACAAAAGAGGUAUAACCAGGCAUUGAUUAUUAUAAACAAUAACUUAGAAGUACUGCCAUUUUCGGUGUCAUUCAUUUGACCUAUUGGAGUGUUGAAGCUGAAUGUAAUGCAGGAGCAUAUAAGUCUGAGAGAGAAACAAAAAGUACAAGAGCAGGAAAUGAUUUAGCUCAUGGUUUGAUUGUCUUUUAAAUGGAGAGAUGUCACCCCCAUGUUAUUUCAGUGAGCAGGCUAAUCCUAUGCGAGUGGUUUAUUGCUGCUUUUCUCAUGAAAUGAAGUUAAUUAGUUUAAUCGAUCUUGGUUUCAGUGCGGUUGUGGUUCAUUUUAAUCUUGUGGAAGUAGUAGGAUUUCAUUUAUUUAAACCUCAGUAUUUUGGCAAGGAGAUUAAAAAGAAAGUCAAUAGUGUGACUCUUGAAACCAAACAAGGGGCUUAUUUUGAAUGUACCUAUAAACUCAAAUUACUUUGGGGUUACUUGUGACGACUAGGGGUUAACUAAUGUAAUAUAUUGAUGUUUUUAAUUUAUUUGUAAUAUCAUAUUUCAUGUUCUUAUCAUUUGGCAAGGGUUGAUUGGUGUUCUCUUUUUAAAAGUGUCGGUCUUUUUACUCUGUGGUAUGAAAAAGGAAAAAACAAGUUGUAUUUAUUGAUCAUUUCCAUGAACCAAUCAUUAUGAAAUACUGUUACUGAACUAAUAACAUCCAAACAUUUCAUUAGCCUACUUUACAAUAAUGGGCCAAAAGAUCAUUCAUCAUUUUCAGCCAGAGAUUGUUAAGGAGAAGUGUGUGUGUGUGUGUGUGUGUGUGUGUGUGUGUGUGUGUGUGUGUGUGUGUGUGUGUGUGUGUGUGUGUGUGUGUGUGUGUGUGUGUGUGUGUGUGUGUGUGUGUGUGUGUGUGUGUGUGUGUGUGUGUGUGUGUGUGUGUGUGUGUGUGUGUGUGUGUGUGUGUGU